Cataglyphis hispanica is the source of this 1711-nucleotide messenger RNA. RefSeq lists its product as uncharacterized. The record is from RefSeq and is a predicted model, not a curated record. The coding region runs from base 385 to 1209 and encodes 274 amino acids. NCBI's taxonomy places the organism in Eukaryota, Metazoa, Arthropoda, Insecta, Hymenoptera, Formicidae. The transcript has 7 exons.
UAAUUCUCUCUUAUACAUUUACACAUUUCGAUCUUUUACUCAUAUUAUAACAAUUAAAACUUAAUAGACGGAUAUGUGUAUGGAAAACGUCCGUUUGAGCGCAGCUAAAGUAAAAAAAGGGAAUCCUACCGAGAGUUCACAAAAGUUUUUUCAGAAAAAUAUUUGUAUAAAAGAAUUGAUUUACAAAAGAAUUAUUUUUAUUCGGACUCAUUUCUACGAGAUGGCAAGACAUCAUCGAGGUGACAGUCAUGCAUGUAUCGGAUACAAAAGAGGCGGGAUAUAUGAAGCUGCGCAGAAUCCUAUCGGCUAUGGUGUUCCACGAUAACAUGAGUUAGACGAGCCGUAUUUAAUUGUGCAUCAGUGCGAAAAGGGACCUUGGGAAGAAUGUUGUCGAUAGCACAUACGGUCUCGCCCUUAAUAAUUGUUCUUUUAAUAUUCGGCUGUUAUUUGGGCGCUCAUGGUACUUCGAUAAAAUUCUUGGACGUACCGCAUAUUGUGCGCAACGGCACCGGACCGAUAGAUCUAAUUUGCGUCUACGAGAUUGAUAAAGAUGACAAUGGACUUGUAAUCAAAUGGUUUCACGAAGCGUAUCAGAUCUAUCAAUGGAUUCCACCAAUGCCACCACAAGAUAUCGGAAUCAUCGAAGGUCUUGCGGAAUAUCCGGUUGAAAAACUGAGAAAUCCAUAUUCGCAUUCUAUAAUUCAAUUGAAAACUGUUACAAUGGACAUGACAGGGGAAUAUAUGUGCACAAUCAGCACUUUCCAAUACGAGGCGAGUGCUUCAGCAAGGAUGAUUGUUUAUGUACCGGAAAGCGACAUGACGGUGCGCACGUAUCCCUUCAACAGGACUCACGUGAAUUUAACGUGUGCGGUGACGGGUGCGCGACCACGGCCGUCUUUGAAGCUCUACGUCGAAGGAGUUGAGAGAAACAAUCGCGGGAGCGAUUACGAAUCUUCAGAAUCUUCGACGGAUUGGUACAAGGAUGAUCUUCAGGUAUCGUUGGAUGCCAUCGUCGAGGAUAUGCCAGAUCCCGCAGUCGUCGAGUGUGAAAUGUCAAUUCCCGAUACAGAAUAUAAGCGCCGAGAACGGAUCGUCUACUAUCCUACGCAAUUGCUACCCUAUCGUACAAAUGUUUCACAAAGAAGGCAGAAUGCGAUGUUGUUUAUCAAUAUCUUUUACGUUACCGUUCUCAGAUUAAUAUUAACAUAGGACUAAAAAGUAGACUCUGUAAUUAAUUCUAGAAAAUGGGUAUUUAAUGUAUAUUUAUUUUAGAGUCCAAAAAUAUUUGACGUAAAGAAAUAGAAUAAAAACGUUUAUAUAUUUUAAAUGGAUCAUAUAUUAAAAAUCUAUUUUUCUAGACAUACAUUUUCUAUACAUACGUGUGUUAUUUGCUAAAUGGUUUCGAUUGUUCAAUGAUUUUAUAAUGAUUAGCAUUCGCGAUUGGAUUUCGAAUCUUCAGUAAAGCAGAAUAUUGCUAUAUUGAAGCGACAAAGCGGUUGCGUGCAUUGAGAGUGGGGGAUGAAAGAGAAAUAAUCUUGGAUGGUAGGGAUGAUAUCUAGAAGUAGCGAUAUCCCUCAAGAUUAUCAUUCGCUUCUCAGCUCUCGCCUUGUUCAUCUUCAAAAUUAUCAAGUUUCAACUCAUCAACCGUUGUACUCUUGUAAAAACGAAUACUUCAUAAAAAUGAAUCAUCCCUGGGUAUUGCUUUUUCUCG